Symbiodinium natans is the source of this 531-nucleotide messenger RNA. NCBI's taxonomy places the organism in Eukaryota, Dinophyceae, Suessiales, Symbiodiniaceae. The record is from the annotation of a GenBank genome assembly.
AUGCUCCUGAAUUCCGUGGGAAGCCCAAGUCGCGGAGAGCUCCCUGGAGAGCUCCUCUGUUUGCGGAGGCCACAAGGACACCUUACCUUACAGGCUGACAGGCUGCCCUUUUUUUGUGGGGCACCGGAGACGAUGAAGAUGCGACACCACGCGAUCCUGGAGUCUUCGACGUGCGGGCCCAGCUGUUUUGAGUCUGGGUGUUGUUGGCUCUUGCAGUUCCCUGUGGCCUUCCGGCAGCCUUGGCCCACUUCAGCCAGACUGCGAGCUGUCGACGCCUCUCCGGGCUCCGGCUGGAUCGAAAUCUCACUGUCUCUGGAGAAGCAGGCCCUGACCCUCAAGCCCGAGGCCUACCUCGCAGGAUCUCGCUUCCCUGAAUUAUCCGGUUCAGUUACCCGGUUCAGUGUUCGUGAAGCUUGCGAUCGCAAUCAUGAAGAAAGUUCUUAUUCCUCCUCUUCCUUGCACCGAGAAACGACAGCACAGCUGGCGGCAAAUCUGAUCAGCAGCGCGAAAAGAGUAGCCCGCGAACCCUGA